Sus scrofa (pig) is the source of this 3231-nucleotide messenger RNA. It is a transcript of the gene WNT7A, whose product is annotated as Wnt family member 7A. Gene Ontology annotation, cellular component: extracellular region. Gene Ontology annotation, molecular function: cytokine activity; frizzled binding. The record is from RefSeq and is a predicted model, not a curated record. NCBI's taxonomy places the organism in Eukaryota, Metazoa, Chordata, Mammalia, Artiodactyla, Suidae. Gene Ontology annotation, biological process: neuron differentiation; canonical Wnt signaling pathway; cell fate commitment.
GCGGGCGGGAGAGGGGGCGGGGGAGGGACGGUAGAAAGGAGGGAGGGGCGGGGGCGGGCGGCUGCAGCGCCCCCGCACUCCCCGCGCCUCGCACACUUGCACCGGCCGCUCGCGCGCAGCCCGGCGUCUCCCCGCGCUGCGCUCGCUCCUCCCUCCCUCCUCCCGUUCCGUGGCUCCCGCGCUCCCCGCGAGGCUCAGACUCCGAGCGCGCGGACGGGCGCACUACAGACGGCCCCGGGAAGCCUCGGCCCGCGCCUACCGGGCGGGCUAUGUUGAUUGCCCCGCCAGGGCCGGCCCGCGGGAUCAGCACAGCCCAGCCCGCGGCCCCGGCGGCCAGGGGGGACUAUGAACCGGAAAGCGCGGCGCUGCCUGGGCCACCUCUUUCUCAGCUUGGGCUUGGUCUACCUCCGGAUCGGUGGCUUCUCCUCGGUGGUAGCUCUGGGCGCGAGCAUCAUCUGUAACAAGAUCCCAGGCCUGGCUCCCAGACAGCGGGCGAUCUGCCAGAGCCGGCCCGACGCCAUCAUCGUCAUAGGAGAAGGCUCGCAAAUGGGCCUGGACGAGUGUCAGUUUCAGUUCCGCAAUGGCCGCUGGAACUGCUCGGCACUGGGGGAGCGCACCGUCUUCGGAAAAGAGCUCAAAGUGGGGAGCCGCGAGGCUGCCUUCACAUACGCCAUCAUCGCUGCCGGCGUGGCCCACGCCAUCACUGCUGCCUGCACCCAGGGCAACCUGAGCGACUGUGGCUGCGACAAGGAGAAGCAAGGCCAGUACCACCGGGACGAGGGCUGGAAGUGGGGUGGCUGCUCUGCCGACAUCCGCUACGGCAUCGGCUUCGCCAAGGUCUUUGUGGAUGCCCGGGAGAUCAAGCAGAAUGCCCGGACUCUCAUGAACUUACACAAUAACGAGGCAGGCCGAAAGAUCCUGGAGGAGAACAUGAAGCUGGAGUGUAAAUGCCAUGGCGUGUCAGGCUCCUGCACCACCAAGACCUGCUGGACCACACUGCCGCAGUUCCGAGAGCUGGGCUACGUGCUCAAGGACAAGUACAACGAGGCUGUCCACGUGGAGCCCGUGCGCGCCAGCCGCAACAAGCGGCCCACCUUCCUGAAGAUCAAGAAGCCGCUGUCCUACCGCAAGCCCAUGGACACCGACCUGGUGUACAUCGAGAAGUCGCCCAACUACUGCGAGGAGGACCCGGUGACAGGCAGUGUGGGCACACAGGGCCGCGCCUGCAACAAGACGGCCCCCCAGGCCAGUGGCUGUGACCUCAUGUGCUGCGGCCGCGGCUACAACACCCACCAGUAUGCCCGCGUGUGGCAGUGCAACUGCAAGUUCCACUGGUGCUGCUACGUCAAAUGCAACACGUGCAGCGAGCGCACGGAGGUCUAUACGUGCAAGUGAUGGCGGGGUCACAUGGCCCCGCCAGCCACACACAAACGGCAGGAGGACUGGACGCUUUCCAUGCUGCAGUCAUGGCUCAGACCUUCACAGGGAGCCCCAGCGAUGCUGAGCUUGUCUUGUCUGCUGUGGGGGCGCCUGUGGGGGCACUUCUCCAGGGCCCCAAGUCAUCCAUGCUACACCCAGUGCCGCUCUGCCGGGCCCACACACCGCCCAGGACCCUCCUCGGCUGAGCAGAGCCUUCGCACCAGAAACUCUGGACCCUGGGCCUCAACAUAGCAAUAUUUAACAAUUUAUUCUGAUAAAAAAUAAUAUUAAUUUAUUUAAUUAAAAAGAACCCUUCCACCUCAUCGGAUCCGUUUUCUGCAAUCAAAGUGGACCACUUGCUUUCCUUGUGUGAUAAUUUUGCCUCUAGGACACGGAGCCGAGUAGAACUGUACAUAGUCUUUAUGCAGGUAUUUCUGCUAGUUGAUUUCGCAAGCACCCCCCCUGCCACACUAGAUGUUUAAGUACAAGAGCAGGCAUCCUUUAUACAUAUAGAGAUAUACACACACAUCUAUUUUUUUGCUGUUUGCUGCUAAUUCUCCAGAAAUGUAAGCUGGUCCAGAAGUGGGGACGUUUUCCAGAACACAUUUCCCAUCCUGCUAUCCUCCCCAGCUCAGACUCACCCAUGGGAAGGUCCAGUUUGGAAGAGAGAGAGGGGAGGUAAUACUACAACCCCCAUCAGUUUCCAUCGUUUGGAAAGUGAGCCACUGGAUAAGAGAAUAUUUUGUAAGAGACUAUUUUUAUAUGAAUAUUUUAUUUAUAUUGAGUCUGCCUGUAUCAUCCACGGCCUGUGCUUCUUAAUUCUGGUACUCCCUUUGGGGUGAGCAGCGGCAAGACCUGGGUGUAGGUCCAGGCCCUGUGGGGACCCUCACGCAGUGAGGUCCUCAAGUUCCACUGGCCCGGGGGUGGGGCAGGAGGGCCCUGGAUAUUACAUGGGAGGAAGCAGGUGCCCAGCCUUAGCCAAGUGAGCUCAGGCUUUUGAGCGAGGUCUGUGCACAUUGCCCUUGAGAUGAGCAUGUGCUGGGCAGGCUCUUGCCCUCAGCAUCACAGGACCGUCAGUGGGACAGGUCACCUCCACUUGGCAGAAGCCAGCUCAGGGAGCCUGCUCUUUACCAGGACACCCUGCCAUUGCCAUGUGCCCUCAGUUAUGGGGCAGCAGAGCUGGGGGAGGGGUCCCAUGAGCAGCCAGGCCAGUGGGGUGUCUUGGUCCCAAGGCAGACUGGCAGGGAGAGGUGUGGACAAAGCCUGUCUACACUAUUCCAGUGCCUCUCAGCCUGGAACACUUUCCUCCAGGAGGCUGUGGGUGUUCUAACAUGUGUCCGUUUGCAUUUCCAUGUGUGUGCGUGCGUGCUUGUGUGUGAGAGAGAGAGAGACUUUAGAGCUCCUUGGGUUGUGGUGUGAUUGCACCUCCAGGCACCUCUGGGUGUGUAUGUCUCGUGUGCUCCUGCGGGUACACGGCUGUCUUUAUCUCUCUCUCCAUGUGCCUGGGAGAUCAGGGUGGCAUAUGCCUGUGCAUCUGCUGGUCCCGGGAGUCUCUGCUGGUGGGUCAGGGGCUUGUGGUGGGAGGCAAACUGUGGGGACCUUUAGCAAUUGUGCUGAGCCACCAAGAGAUGGCAUCUUUGAACUCUGUGUCCACAGACACUGAUGAAACUCAGAUACCUCUGAGACCACAGCCUCAUGGCCCUGUGCAUUAGGAGCCCCUCAGUGUCAGUGUGUUGAACUCCCCAAUAUUAGCACUGGGCCUGAAUCACAGCAUGGACAAAUAAAGUGGCUGGAUGGUUGGCUGACUUCCUC